This is a messenger RNA of Candidula unifasciata, 165 nucleotides long. NCBI's taxonomy places the organism in Eukaryota, Metazoa, Mollusca, Gastropoda, Stylommatophora, Geomitridae. The record is from the annotation of a GenBank genome assembly.
AUGGCGGGACUGACAACUCCGGACCCGUUUUUCAGUACGGAUAAAAUCAACAGAUUAACAGAAUUCAAUUUUUCGAAAUUUCUCAAAAACAAAGAGGUAGUGCUGGUGAUGUUCUACAACCCCAACGACAGACAGAGUUUGCUCUCCUCCAAACACUUCUCCUGG